AUGGCAUCCCCAAACCCACAGAGGUCCACCACUACCACCCCCGCAGCCACCGCUAAAACACUCCAACGCCGCCCCGCCCGCCGCGACAUGUCCAACCCCGACCCCACCAUCCGCCGCGUCCCCAUCCCCAGCAUGCUUCGCUCUGUCACUAUUCAACCUCGCCCUCGCCCCACCCCACCCCCUCCCUCUCCGGUGCCUGGGAGUCCUAGAGGCCCCUACACACCCUUCGCCAACCGCGGUCCCUACGUCGUGGGCGAUCCGGGGCCGUAUUGGCUGCGUCUUGACGACUUGGAAGUAGAGCCUGAGAGUAGCCCAACGAAGUUAGAGAGACGAAAGACGUUUGCAGAUAGGGGGCCUUACGUGAUCGAGAGUAAAGUGAAAGCCGAUGUCAUCCCGGAUAGGAGCCCGACGGUGUCGCCGGUCUCGAUGUUGGAGUUGCCACGGUUUGAUAUUGACAGUCGAGUGUCACUUGCGGAGGCUUCGGAGGUCAGUGUGCGUAGCAUUAAAAGCUCUAUUCACGAGAUAGACAGUAGAACAAUACACCUUCCUGGCUCUCCCCCAAACACCACCAACGCCCAAACAGCGAGGUCAAACCACUAUAACCACCCCACCCUGGAGCACGACGAAGGCCGUUUUGAAGACCCCAUCGAAGACGACGGCCGCUUCGACGACCCUAUGAUACCCAUGCGCAACGUUCUCACACGUUCCGGCACAAUCCGCCAAGAACCAGUCCCCGACCCCAUAAGAAGGGCCCCGAACAUGCCGCGCUCGCAGUCACUGUACAUGUUCCCCACAGUCUCUCCCCUUCCUGCUGCGUACUCGCUCACGUAUGAAGAGCGGUUUGACAUCUUUACUGGAUUUGAUGGUGUCGGGAGGGCGAGGACGCCUUUUGAAGACGAAAGUGAUGAGGGGAGCUCGGUGGUGGCGGAGGCGAGUUUGACGCGGGAGAGUACACCGGUAUGUCCUCCGGUUGGGGGGAAGAGAGAGAGCAGGGUGGAGAGGAUGCCGUCGAAUCCGGACUUUGGGCCGGUGAGGAUGGUUUCCCGAGAGAGAGAAGUUGGAGAGGGGACGAGUGAGAUUGGUGGAGAGGAGACGGAGGUGCCAGUGGCGUUGGUGGAGGAGAGGUUGAGGAAGCCGAAGUUGAAGCAUAGGAUUAAGCAUUUGAGUGCGAAGAUCACUAUGGCUGUGGACAGAAUGAGGAGGAGCGAGUGA
Messenger RNA from Morchella importuna, 1212 nucleotides. RefSeq lists its product as uncharacterized. The record is from RefSeq and is a predicted model, not a curated record. NCBI's taxonomy places the organism in Eukaryota, Fungi, Ascomycota, Pezizomycetes, Pezizales, Morchellaceae. The transcript is spliced from 2 exons. The coding region runs from base 1 to 1212 and encodes 403 amino acids.